AUGGCGGACCCGAGGUCGGACGUUUACAAUGGCCAUCCUCACGGCACGUCGAACUCCACGCCCCAUGCUGGGCAGCUGCCACAACAGCAGCAACCCGCAAUGGGCUUCACCAGGCCCUUCACCCUCUCUGAGGCCCUUCCAUACACGCCGUUUUCUUCCAUCGCGCCCUUCGACUCAGAUAUUCUUCCUUCGCCAUCAUUAGGUUCCGCCUUGCCUGCACCACCAGUUACCGACCUGGUGCCAAAUCAUGAUUUCGUAACGUUGAAUCAAGAAGCCACAGCUCAUAGUCCACCAUCAAAACGCCUGCAGCAAGCUGUUAACCAAGUUCAACACUUACUCGAGCGUGGCAAUAUUCCCGAUAACUUCAAGACCGGCCCGCGGGCUACCCCAGCAGCCUCGAAGGCCCCGAGGUCUUCUUCUCUCGCUGUACAUCUCACGCCGUUUGCCAAGAUGGUUCACGACCAGACCGCGAUACCGUUUCGAUUCCCAUCGCCCGAUACCCCCACAACACUCGCGACUGAUCGCCCAGCGACCGCGCAGAGCACGCCCAUCCCCGCGAAACUGAGCGUGCCCGUUCCGAAGAAGCCGGUCCAACCUAAGCACGAGCGGAGCCCCGUUACGCCCGUUAACCGACAACCGCAUACCCACCACAAAGCGCGGCUUGAAAUAGUUUUGCCGACUAAGAGUCAGCUUGAAGCUGCUGCUGCUGCCGCUGCCGCUACUUCGGCGCAUAAGACGGAGAACGCCGAGGCUCCAGCGACGUCUACCACUCCCACACUUCACGACAUCCCGCUAUAUCCUCAAGCAGUCCAGUCAUCAGCGCAGCCAGUCACUGUCGAUGGGGUCCAGAGUCCGGCGCUUGGCCUUCCAGCCAAGAGCUCAUCAGUCGCGCCAUCGGGGCCGCAGCAACUAGCCAUUAAACUACCGAGCGCGAAGAAGUUCAACAAGGAGGAGUACAUGGUUGUCCCUGAUGAACCCGACGAACCGGUCAACUUGUCAUUGAAGAAGGGGAAGCUGGAGGACCUCGACGGUGACGACCUUUAUGGGGAGAGUUUGGAUAUGCGCCAGAGGGCAGAUGCAGCGUUGCAGGAGCUUAAGGUUUUCUUGCACAAUGCGUUCCACGCCGAAGAUCAUGCUCUCGCAACACGAUACAGCAAUGAACAAGUUUCGUUCCUUUCCGAAAACGAAGCUACCCUAACCGCGACUGCCCAAUCCAAGGCGCAAACGCUCCUCGCCAAGGCCAUAUCAUUGAACUGUUACAAGAGGGUCCCACUUGACCACCUUCUCCGCCUGCUUCGACUUUCCGAGGGAUCUUUGAAGUACAUUGAGUCACUCGACAUCAAACUGGAAGACUCAUGGGGCGCUGCGGAAGUGGAGCAAUGGCUUCAACAGUUACCGCUGCUUGAAACCGCAAUGCGCGCCGGCCGGACUUCAUUGAGGAUAAUGUGCGGCGGCCGCGAGGAUAAACAACUUUAUCCAGAGGAUCUAAUUGAGCGCUGUCUCAGCUUGUGCAAGCGCCUCAUCGACGGGGUCGUCCUUCCCAUCGUGGAGCUGAGAAGCACCCAAGCCACGGCCGAGCUCUUCAGAACGAUUUCUUCCAGUAAAAAGAAGAUUGUUGCCCUCUUCACGGACUGCCAAAAGCUCUUUUCGCUCAUGUCGACCCUGAUUUCCAAGGUUGACACCUCCGAAACCGUCACUAACACGCUAGAAUUCGCGGCAUCUCGUCUCAUCUUCAUGGAAACUGCCAACGCCGAGAAGGACUCCGUGAUCGACACCCAAAAGUUUGACGGACUCCGCUUGGUCGCUAUGGACAUGCUCUCGCAGAUCUUCCUCCUCAACCCGUCUCAGCGACAGGGCAUCUUUGAUGAGAUUCUCACAUCAUUAGAGAAACUACCCCUUGGUAGGCGGGCCCGAACCUUUAAGCUCGUGGAUGGCAACAACAUCCAGCCCGUUUCGGCCCUCAUCAUGCGCCUUGUUCAGACUAGCGCUGGGAAGGUGGACGAGAGAAAGAAUAAGAGCCAGAGUGGUAUAGCUUCCGAAGUUGGUCAGGAAACGAACGGCGAUACCCAACGUGUCGCGCCAGAAAGCUUUGCGAUCCGUGACGAGGAUCAUGCCUCGGCGCAGCAUACUACUGCCAUCCAGGAACUCGACAACACGGCGACUGGGCUACUCGACACCGCCAAAGCCAACGCUUCGUACGUCGUCAAGUUUAUCGUCAAUCGGGCGCUCAAGUCGACCAAGUCUGGGGAUACUCCUUACCGGAAUCUGCUGGAUCUCUUCGUGGAAGAUUUUACCACUUGCCUUGACAACCCGGACUGGCCAGCUGCCGAGCUACUCCUUCGGCUGUUGAUGGUCAUGAUGGUGAACCUCGUUGAGAACGACAAGUCGGGCGUUCCGGCCAAAAACAUGGCAUUGGAACUCCUGGGCAUCAUGGGCGCUGCGAUCUCCAAACUCCGUGGCCAUGUGAGGAAGGUUGCGAGUGCUCUAGAUUCAAGAGAUACGGACGAAUUGGGGAUGUUCCUGUCCGAUCUGGCCGCAUCUGCACUCGAACUGAAAUCCCGGCCAGAACAUAUGGUAUCUUGGACCGGACCUUACCGCGCGACCCUCGAAUACCUCGAGAGCCGCUUCUCCGAGGACCCUCACCUGGCAAGCGCCAUAUCUUUUAUCGUAUCCGAUUGGGGUACCAAAAUCUGCCACUGCUACGAUUCCUUUGAGGACGAUCAGCUUGAGAGAGAUCAGGAGCUAGGUCGCAUGGCCUACCGGCUCCGUGAGAUGAUUCAAGACCGCCGCUGGCUGUCUAAUGAGUACUCGUUCAAGAACGUGAGCUCAGGCCAGGCGAGGCUUUCUUAUUCCAUCACUCUCCUUCGGUCUCAGCUUUGUGAGGCGUUCAGUGGCAUCUUGAACAUCCUGCUGAAUUCGAUGGCUAGCGACCAGCCGACGGUGAGAAGUAAGAGCUUGAAGAGUAUCAACCAGGUCUUGGAGACCGACCCGUCAAUUCUCGACGGGGACUCGGUUGUUGUCCAGCUCAUCCUCCGGUGCUCCAACGACUCGUCGACGCAGGUCCGUGACUCUGCACUCGGCCUUAUGGGCAAGUGCAUCGGCAUGCGGCCAGCACUUGAAGAGAAGAUGACCGAGACCGUGGUCGACAGGUUUUCCGACGCAGGGCCCGGCGUGCGGAAGCGCGCCAUGAAGCUAGCUAAGGAUAUCUAUCUACGGAACAGCAACAGGGGCCUGCGAAGUGCGAUUGCUAAUGGCCUACUGCACCGCGUCCAGGACCCUGAGGAAAGCAUCCGAGAUCUUGCGCGUCAAGUCAUUGAAGAGAUUUGGUUCGCUCCGUACCACAGCGAUGCAAGCUCCACAGCAUCGCAGAUCUCUCUCGCCGAACACGUGUCGCUCAUGGUGCAGACGGUCAAGAGAGGGAACGUCGCCAACGUCCUCGACAAGGUGUUGCAGACCCUGCUCGCUACUGAAUCUAAGACAGCACCAGCAUCGAUGGAGGUGUGCACGAAGCUAGUCGCGAGCAUGUUUGACCUCGUCGAUAAUGCCGAAUCCAACGACCCAUCCAUCCCGUCGGGUCGCGAUGUCCUCCAGGUGCUGAUGAUUUUCGCCAAGGCAGAAGCCAGUUUGUUCACCUUCGAACAGUUGCGUCUCCUGAAGCCGCAUAUCACAAGCAUUAUAAGCAGCGAUGAUUUGGCAGUGUCCAGGGCGGUGGUCGUCAUCUACCGUCGGGUCCUUCCCCAGUUGUCAAGCGCUCACGCUCAGUUCCUUGCCGAUGUGCGCAAGGAGCUACUACCCGUGGUCUCCAAAGUCACCCGGACUUUGCUCGACGACGUCAUGGCGUGUCUGUGGAUUAUCAGCACUCUGCUUGAGACGUCGGAACAUCUUGCUCGGGUGGUAUUAUCGAGCUUGACGGCCAUCCAAAAGCUGCGCAUUAUGAGCCAGAGGGAGCCUCUAGACGAGCUCAAAAUCCGCCAGUUUGCCCGGUACUCGCUCAUCGUAGGCAUGGCCGGCAAGCAUUGCAAUCUCGACAGCCACUUGGAGCUGUUCAAGAAGGGGUUUCCUAAAUGGAACGGGGAGACCGUCUCUAAGCUGAUGGUCGAUGUGGUCGUGCCGUUCGCCUCUCCGUCACAGCCUCUGGACGCGAGAAAGGCAGCGCUCGACUCGGUUGGGCUUGUGUGCCAGGCCUGGCCACGGAAUUAUGUGUCUGCCAACAUCUACACGGCCUUUCAAGGUGUCUUUGAUGAGCAGGUUCCCGCCCUGGAGUCUAUGAUUCUGCGAUCUCUCAAGGAGUUCCUCUUUACGGAGGAGAAGCGGUCUGAGCAAGCCUCUGAGGCGCCCGCUAUUAACGGAGCCAAAUCUGAGAAGAAGCGGGAGCUAACAGUCAUUGGCGGCACCAACUACGACGACGUGGCUAGUGCUACGACACAUCGGUUCCUGAAGGAGGUCACUCGCAUCGCAACCUCGACUCAGGACGACCACGCGUUCCUCGCCGUGGAGGUGCUCGCGAGCAUCAACCGACAAGGUCUUGUGCACCCGAAAGAAACUGGCGUAACGUUCAUAACCCUGGAGACAUCUUCGAAUCCGCGCAUUUCGGAGCUUGCCUUUCUCGAGCACAAGUCCCUUCACGGCAAGCAUGAGACCGUUGUCGAGCGCGAGUACGUGAAGGCGAUUCAAUCUGCUUUCGCGUACCAGAGAGACAUCGCCAAGGACCCUCGCGGUGCGACUACGAACCCCUUUACUCCGAAGCUGCAUCUGCUUAUGGAGGUCCUCAAGAUCAGCAAGUCCAAGAACCGUCAAAAGUUCCUCGAGAAGUUCUGCGCGCAAGUCAAUUUUGAUAUCGCCAAGCUUGAAAUCUCGGAGGAGAUCCCGCCCCAUGUUCAGUAUUCCCGCUUCAUCGUCGAGAAUCUAGCCUUCUUCGAGUACCUCACCGUCGGCGAGGUGCAUUGCAUCGUCUCGGCGAUGGAGAAGCUUGUCACGUCAACGGGCGCCACCGUCGCGCAGACGAUCGAGUCCGAAGUCUUCCAAGUCCGCAUGGACGCCAUCGAGCCUACCCCAUCUCAACCGCAACCGCAAACGGAACCGUCCUUUGAAACACUAGGCGAGCCGCAAUUCCAGCCCCAAGUUCCUCCGCCACCCCCCGAGCCAGAGGUCACCGUCGAACUCAGCCGUCUGCGCCAACUCACCGCCGGUUCCAUGAUCCUCCUCGCCCUGUGGGAAGUGCGCACCUUCCUCCGUCGUCUUUACAACAUGGGCACCACCACCCGGCGCGAGGGCGGCAAGGGAAAACCCCAGGCCAAAGACCUCUCCCGAGCCCCUAUCAAAUCCCAAGGCAUUACCGGUGACCGCGUCUGGGAAGAAAUCGGCACCAUCAUGACCUCCCUCACCGACCGCGGCCGCAUGAUGGACACGUGCAAGGCGCUCGUCGAGCUAAUGAACGUGGACAAGGAGUUCUUGGUGCCUGCCGAGGAGGACGAAGACAUGGACGUGGACGCGGACGGAGAAGUGGACCCUCUAGGCGGCGGCGGGCUAGACAGCGAGAUGGAGGAUGACGAUGCCGAGGUGCCGUCGGGCAGGCGCGGUAGGAAGCGCAAGGCCCAAGGCACCGCGGCGGCGGGACCGAAGAAGAAGCGUGCGAGGUCGGGGUCCCAAGCGAGGAAGCCCGGCAGGCCGAGGAAGCAGAGCGCUGAGGGUCAGGUUCAGCAGCAGGGCGGGUUGCUGAAUGGUGAUGGGGGGUUUGAUGACGGGGGAUGGUUCUGA
This is a messenger RNA of Dichotomopilus funicola, 5757 nucleotides long. Its product is annotated as protein rad9. The record is from RefSeq and is a predicted model, not a curated record. Lineage: Eukaryota; Fungi; Ascomycota; Sordariomycetes; Sordariales; Chaetomiaceae. The coding region runs from base 1 to 5757 and encodes 1918 amino acids. Gene Ontology annotation, molecular function: chromatin binding. Gene Ontology annotation, cellular component: Scc2-Scc4 cohesin loading complex. The transcript is spliced from 3 exons. Gene Ontology annotation, biological process: regulation of gene expression; establishment of mitotic sister chromatid cohesion; establishment of protein localization to chromatin.